Molecule: messenger RNA, 570 nt
Organism: Austrofundulus limnaeus
Lineage: Eukaryota; Metazoa; Chordata; Actinopteri; Cyprinodontiformes; Rivulidae
Product: putative transmembrane protein INAFM2
Exons: 1
Coding region: 1-570 (189 amino acids)
Source: RefSeq, a predicted model, not a curated record
AUGCGGGAGAAGAAGGGCUGGACUCCGGGCUUCGGUCCAGCAGGACGCCCCAAACCCGCCAUCUAUCCCAGAGAGAAGGCGAACCAGGUGGGGAACCGGAAGUGGGUCCGACUCAGCAUCGUGGCGGGUUACCUGCUGUCCGUGUCUCUGGCUGCCGUCAUCCUGACUGUUUACUACGGCUUCAUCUGGACCCCCGGACCGGCCCAGAACAGGACCAGGACCAGGACCGGAGAGCACACCUGGACCCAGACUGAGGCUGAAUCUGGUUCUGGAGCUGCAGGAGCAGCGCCUCAGAAAAACUGUUUGACUGACAGAAACCACUCCGUCAAUCAACCGGAGAGUCACGUGACCAGCAGAAGUAAUCAGAUUACUUCUCCAGUCUCUCCCGGAGUGACCCCGGUUCCCCCGGUCCGAUCCACCGGAGCCUCAGAGGCCUCUCGGGCCGGGCAGGGCGCCACCUCUGCGGCUCCGAGCUCCGCAGAACCUCCGGUGGUCACCGCGGAGGAUCCGUCCAACCUGCCGACACACCGGAGCGCGAGAGACUGGGACCAGGAGCCUGACCCCGGGUAG